AAAUCAGCUUGGACUUUUUCUUGUGAAAUUGGCUUGGGCUUUCUCUCAAAACAGACUUACGUUUAACAUUGAAGAAAUGAUUUGCAAAGUCACUAAUUAUAAGGUUCUCGGAGAAUUGCCCUUACAAAGGACUUCUGU
Funneliformis caledonium is the source of this 138-nucleotide messenger RNA. The record is from the annotation of a GenBank genome assembly. Lineage: Eukaryota; Fungi; Glomeromycota; Glomeromycetes; Glomerales; Glomeraceae.